AUGGCUACACAGCCUCAACUGCCAUCACACGCUAUGGCAGUGACCGCAGCGCCCCAGGGGCGGGGCACCAGCCUCAUCAGGGACCACUUAAAGAUCCCAACCCCGUUUCCGCCCCCAAACAAGCGGGAUGCAGAAUCGCAGGAGUCAAGUUCUUUAAAUCAGGAUGGCUGCCUUAGUGUAGCGUCGUCCCCAAUUACUCCGUACUUGAUGUUUGUUUCUUGCAUGUCUCAACCAGCAUCAACUAUCCGACCGCUGGUCGAUUCACUUUACGACUCCACUCGUCAGUCAACGGCCCUAAUCAACCAGACUCACAAUGAACUCGGCUUGCUUCUUGCAGUCUUGUCCGCCACCGAAGCACGCUCGUCGCUGCUCUAUGCGGAUCGAACGCCCCUGGCUCUGGACUCGAAGCUAGAAAGUUGCUAUGCUAUUCUACUCGAUGUUGAAAAGUUGCAAAAUAAUCCGGCGGAGAUAGGUCUGCAGGCUCGUAUUACGGAACUUCGAGCUCGGAUCUCGUCGUUGGUUUUUGAACUUAAUGUUAUGAAUGCCGAUAUGAUGAUAUGCUCCCAGAAUAAAGUCAAUCGGUUGCUAGGUGUCUUUAUUGAAGAUGUGCGCGAGGGCAAACGAGGACACUCGGUAAUCACGGAUGCCCUGAACGACGAUGCUUCUCCGGAUUCUGGGAAAGGGCAAGCAUGGGGAAAUCUCCAGCAGGAGCUGCUAGAUAUGGGGAUUUCUUCCGAGCUUUCUUUCCAAGAUCACGAUUUUAUAAUCUCGACUCUUCGUUAUGAAGUUGAAGAAAAGGAUCUCAUGAAGAAUAUCAAGUCGAAGCCAACACCAUUAGUGAUCGUUGAACCACCAACGAUCAUCGUCUCGUCACCCGAAUCUCCAACUAAAGCCCAAAUCGAAAGAGAGAGUUCGAAGCCGGCACAAUCAGAACUCGUUGAACCUCCAGCUACUAUCGUCUCAUCGCCUGAAAUUUCGGUUGCAUAUCAAAUCAAAAGAGAGAGCUCUCCCUCACUACCGCCUCGACCCCAAGAUCCAGGACUUUCUGCGCUUUCUGAAAAGGAAGUAGUUCUUGCUGAAGAUUUGCAAACCUAUGUAGCUCCAGCCCUAGGUGCAAAGAAAGCAAAGAAUGAAAGUCCACCACCUUUACCACCUCGACCUCGUGAUUCGGGACUAUCUGCGCUUUCGGACAAGGAGGUUGUUGUCACAAAAGGUUCACCAAAUUCCGCACCAAUAUAUACACAGGGUACAAGCGACAUAGAGAAGCAGGUACUGCCAACAGACAACUACCCAAUCCCCGUUGCGACAGAGGCUUUCUUCAACGCGACAGGGGAUUCCUACAAACAAGCUCUCCCUCGAGACAAUUUCCCGAUCCCAGCGUCCACAGAAUUUUUCACCGCCAGCAACUUCACCAAGCAAGUCGUUUCGCGAGAGAGUAUAUCAAUACCCACCACAGAGACGAAUUCCAGUUACCACGGUAGCUCUCAUGGCGACGGGAACAGCAACAACAACAGCAAUUCUUCCCUCUCAUCUACUAGCCCAGCCAAGAAGCCAAGCAUAAUCCACAAAAUGAAGUACAGAUUAACAAAUAGCAAAGAAAGCUUCAUCACCACAAUCCAGCAAAACAAAACCGACACCUUGAAAAAAGCCCUCGACAAAGGCGCAAACGCCGAUACCAUGAACCAAGACGAACAAACCGCCUUAAUGGUAGCAUGCUCCUACGGGCACGAAGAAAUCGUGAAAACACUCCUGCACUACGGCGCAGACGCAGACAGAUCAUCCGAUAAAGGGGAAACAGCCCUCGGCGUCGCGGCCGGACGGGGACAGGAGGGUAUUGUCCGCGUCCUGCUAGCCCACGGAGCCAGCGUGAAUUCCUACGGCAGGGCGAAACCAGGACUGUCCGAGGCCGCGGCGUCUGGGUAUGAAAGUAUUGUGCGGCUAUUGCUGGACCGCGGGGCUGAUCCUAAUGCGAUGCGUGGGCUUGGACUGACGGCGCUGUCUCGGGCUGCAGCGAAUGGCCAUGUUGGUGUUUGUCGCUUGUUGUUGGAUAAUGGGGCCAAGGUUGACCAUCCGCAUUCUGUUAUUAACACGUCGCCGCUUGCCAGGGCUGUUGAGUCCGGACAGGCGGGUGUUGUUAGGCUUCUGAUGGAGUGGGGGGGCUGA
Messenger RNA from Penicillium manginii, 2163 nucleotides. RefSeq names its product ankyrin repeat domain-containing protein. Lineage: Eukaryota; Fungi; Ascomycota; Eurotiomycetes; Eurotiales; Aspergillaceae. The transcript has 3 exons. Gene Ontology annotation, molecular function: protein binding. The record is from RefSeq and is a predicted model, not a curated record. Bases 1 to 2163 code for a protein of 720 amino acids.